This is a messenger RNA of Monomorium pharaonis (pharaoh ant), 1970 nucleotides long. RefSeq names its product HIV Tat-specific factor 1 homolog (gene barc). Gene Ontology annotation, biological process: mRNA splicing, via spliceosome. Gene Ontology annotation, cellular component: U2-type spliceosomal complex; U2 snRNP. The coding region runs from base 359 to 1699 and encodes 446 amino acids. The transcript is spliced from 6 exons. Gene Ontology annotation, molecular function: RNA binding. Lineage: Eukaryota; Metazoa; Arthropoda; Insecta; Hymenoptera; Formicidae. The record is from RefSeq and is a predicted model, not a curated record.
GCGUCGGUCACGUAGAGGCUGGCUUUUCUACCAAUUGCUUGACAAGAUCGUAAUUAUUUGUCAGUGUUGAUUGGUCAUAGGUUCGCGGAUUACGUUCAAUUAGUGCGACGAUCGCCGUGGAAAUCGCUCGUGCGAGAAAUAUCGGUAGGUACGAGACAAUUCCUCGAUUGUUAGGCUCUCGUUUCUAACCUCAUUUCGCCGAGUUUCUACUACGCCACUUCAAUUUCGAAUAGUACGUCCGCAGCUAAUUUGCUAAAGGACUAAAAAAAUACUCGAUGAGAAUGCGAACGAAAGUGUGUUAUCUCGUAAGAAUACUUAGGUGUUUGUUGCUGGAAGCUGAUCCAAUGAGCUAUUGAGAAUGGCUGACGCGCCGUCAGUCGCGGAAAAUACAGAAGAGUCGGGGAAACAGGAUGAUCCUACGAAAAAUUAUGAAUUUGAUGGGAAAACAUAUAUUUAUACUGACAAGGAGACGAACAUUACCUACAGGUUUGAGAACAACCAGUGGGUUGUGAAAGAAGAUAGUAAAAACUCUGACAAUAAGGAAAGCUCUAGCGAGAUGGAAAAGAAGGAAGGUUCUGGUCCCGUAGUUGGUACAGAUGAUAAUUUUGGUUUCGAGAAUGAUACACAUACGUACACAGACCCAAACGAUGGCAGCGUGUACUUCUGGGACAAAGAAAAAAAUGCCUGGUUUCCGAAAGUCGACGAAGACUUCAUGGCCAAGUACCAGAUGAAUUAUGGUUUUACGGAUACUAAUACACUACCAGAGUCAAAGCCACCAGAACCGAAGGAGCCUCCGCCCCUGCAGAAAACUAAAGAUGACAAGGAGCAGAGGAAAAUGGAGGCUAAACGGAAAGCUCAGGAACCACCGACCUGGUUUGAAAUCGACGAGGCGCAUAACACCGCUAUCUACGUAUCUGGCCUACCCUUGGACAUUACCAUGGAGGAGCUCACGCAACUCUUCACCAAGUGCGGCCUUAUAGCAAGGGAUGAAAAAGGGAAGGACAAAAUCAAACUGUACAAAGACGGCAACGGAGAACCGAAAGGAGAUGCUCUCUGCACUUACAUCAAGGUUGAGUCGGUGGAUCUGGCGCUGAAAAUUUUAGAUGGCUCGCAAAUCCGGGGAAAAACGCUGUCGGUUCAGAGGGCAAAGUUCCAGAUGAAGGGCGCGUAUGAUCCAGCGUUAAAACCGAAGCGGAAAAAAAAGGACAAGGAACGACAGAAGAAGAUGCAAGAAAAAUUAUUUGACUGGCGACCGGAGCGCAUGCGGGGCGAACCGCUGAAAUGCGAAAGGGUCGUUAUUAUAAAGAAUCUUUUCACACCGGAGGAUUUCGACAGGGAAGUCCAGCUGCUCUUGGAAUACCAGCACGAUAUUCGAUCCGAGUGCCUGAAAUGUGGCGAUGUCAGAAAAGUUGUCAUCUAUGACAGACAUCCUGAAGGAGUAGCGCAAGUCACAUUCCGAGAACCGGCAGAGGCGCAAGCUUGCGUACAGCUUCUAAACGGCCGUUGGUUCAGCCAGAGAAAGAUCUCGGCAGAGAUCUGGGACGGCAAGACGAAGUACAAAAUUACAGAGACUGACGCGGAGAUCGAAGCGCGGCUGAACAAAUGGGAUAAAUACUUGGAGCAGGAAGAUGAGGAAAAGGAAAAGAAGAAGCAAGGGACAAACAGCAGCAACGAGCAAGAACAAAAAGCGGCACAAUAAGAAUGCAUCGUAUUGGUCCGGUAGAAUUAAAAUUAUAUUUUAAAGAGUCUAUUUUCUUCAUUUCUCCAGAUGUCCUCAUCGUCGUAUUGCAUUUGAAUGUUAAUCGCGAAACUUUCCUUUUGGACGUUUUAAUAAGAAUCCGAAUGAUUAAUCGAUCCUAUCAUGACGGUUGAGAUUAUAAGUGAUUCGCAAUUUUCACAAUUGAAUCGGCGCUACUGUUGUAAUAGUGAUACGUUGUUAGUUGUUGCAACAAUAAAGCUGUCUCUCCGGG